Adineta ricciae is the source of this 2004-nucleotide messenger RNA. The record is from the annotation of a GenBank genome assembly. NCBI's taxonomy places the organism in Eukaryota, Metazoa, Rotifera, Eurotatoria, Adinetida, Adinetidae.
AUGCAACCGGGUGGACAAAGUCUCGUUGAUCGACUUCUAGCAGCGAAAAAUACCAUCGCUGGACAAGCUCUAGCGAAAGUUGUUUGUAAAGCAACAACUGAAGAAAUCAUGGGUCCCAAACGAAAACAUUUAGAUUUUCUUUUGCAAGCAACAAAUGAAAUGAAUGUUUCUAUUCCUCAAUUGGCUGAUUUACUGAUUGAACGUACGCAAAAUUCGUCAUGGGUGGUUUCCUAUAAAGCAUUAAUUACCAUACAUCAUCUCAUGUGCUUUGGAAAUGAACGUUUUGAAGCGUAUAUGGCUUCGCAUAACCAUCGUCUUCAACCGGCUGCUUAUUUGGAUCGAAUGGGAAUGCCUGGUGGUGAUAUGUCGAGUUAUGUUCGACGUUAUGCAAAUUAUUUGAACGAAAAACGCGAUGCUUACAAAUUAACAGGUUACGAUUUCUGCAAAAUCAAACGAGGAAAAGAUGAUGGUGUUCUUCGUACAAUGCCGACGGAUAAGUUGCUGAAAGCACUUCCGAUUCUUCAAAAACAACUCGAUGCUUUACUAGAAUUUGAAGUUACACCCAAUGAACUUACAAAUGGUGUUAUCAAUAGUUGCUUCUUUCUCUUAAUCAAAGAUCUGAUACGUUUAUAUGCUGCAUUUAAUGAUGGAAUGAUCAAUCUACUUGAAAAAUAUUUCGAUAUGAAUAAAAAGCAGUGCCGCGAAGGAUUGGACAUUUACAAAAGAUUUCUCGAACGAACCGACAAAGUGUCAACUUUUCUUAAAGUGGCUGAGCAACUUUCCGUUUAUGUUUAUCGGACAUCGGGUAUGGAUCGAAGUGAAAUCCCGGAUUUAUCACGAAGAAUUGAUGAUAAUAGAGCACCAAGUAGUCUUUUGGAAGCUUUGGAAAAUCAUUUGGCACAUAUGGAAGGUAAAAAGAUACCACCGCAAGCAUCAAUCUCACGACAUCAAACGGAACAAGAUCUGAAGAGCUUUUCGCGUGAUUUAAUAUUUAAUGAUAGCGAUGAUCCACAAAAGAUACUCGAAGAAGAAGCUAAAGCACUUGCACUAUUCAAUAAGAACAAAGAUUUUUCCAAUGCUCCGACAACAACAUCGAGUGGAAAUGGUUUUGGUGAUACAAAUUUCUUUUCUCAGCACCAACCGACAUCAUCAUCAUCGAAUGGACAAUAUCCAUCCUUGCCAUCAGCAAAUACUGUUAAUCAACAGCAACAAUUAUUAACCGAUGAUCUUUUCUCUCUUGCAACACCACCAACUCAAUCAGCUACUAAUACAUUUUUUAAUAAUAAUCCAACCACUUUUCCAGCAUUUCAACAACCACCGCAACAACCAUUCCAAACUGCACUCGAUACAUCGGUACCUAAAACGGAAGAAGCUCCGCACCAUGAAACAUCGACAUUGUCGAAUCUUAACGAAGCGAACUUUUUCGACGAUAUUCUUCAACCGACAUCGCUCUCAUCAGGCAAAACUACAUCAACAGCACCGUUAUUUGCAAAUAAUCAAAACAUUCCAACGGCUACGAAACCACUUCAAUCUGGAGAUCUGAACUCAUCAUUAAAUCAAUUAUUCGAAAAUCUCGAUAUGAAAGAUCGAUCACGAAUUGGCAAAGACCAUCAAUGGGUACCGGGUGAUGGAAAAAACCAACAAAAGAUUGGUAUCGGAAGCAACACAAUGAAUAGUCCUGGCGCAUCAUGGCCAAGUCAGCCCACCAUGAGUGCGCCAUUUGGUGGUAUGGCCGGUUCACAACCAAAUACAAUGUGGCAACAAGCACCACCCCAAGCAGCAUCAACCAACCCUUUCGCUGCACCUAGUGGCUCGUCGAUGUACAUGACGAAUAUGAUACGCCCGUAUUAUCCUGCGCCAAUGGGCUUUGGUGGUCAACCAGCGCGACCCAUGGGAGCAAAUACGAAUCCAUUUGCUGCUCCGCAAUCGUUUGGCGCAUCACCAUUUGGUCAACCAGGCAAACCGAAUCAAGCGCAGGUUAAUGAUCCGUUUGGCGAUCUUUAA